AUGAUCAGCUAUCGCAACAACUUAGCAAGGCUAGCAAUGCAUCUACUGGACGCCACCAACAUUCCUCAGCCCAAAGGCUUGGACAUAUUCGACUUCGAUAAAGACAACUUCGAGAAGCGCAUGUCAGCGACGGCUCAGGUUAGGUGCAUCGCUGCCUGGCAGUCUCUCCAUACUGGAUUGCUACCCCGCCCUGUUGAAGAUGAGCAGCAACCACAAGGCCUCCCGUGGCACAAGCCAAACUGGUAUAUUGCUGCGGCCAUUACGCUUGAUAAGUCUAUCAAGACUAACGCUGAUAUUGAAGAUGCUGUGGAACGUAUGAGGGUUUACUACAAAGACCAUUGUCAGGAAUUCAGGACACUGCUCCACUACGAUGGUGAGCUGACACACAAGGAAGAACCUUAG
This is a messenger RNA of Alternaria hordeiaustralica, 402 nucleotides long. RefSeq lists its product as uncharacterized. The record is from RefSeq and is a predicted model, not a curated record. The transcript is spliced from 2 exons. Lineage: Eukaryota; Fungi; Ascomycota; Dothideomycetes; Pleosporales; Pleosporaceae. Bases 1 to 402 code for a protein of 133 amino acids.